AUGCGCAAACCAAUCAGUAACUGCCCAAUCUGCGACGGGCGACUUGAACCUGUCAAACUGAAAUGCACUUCUUGUGAAAUGGCAAUGGAGGGACGUUUCCCAAUUUCUAAACUUGGACUACUACCCUCGAAUCAGCAGCAAUUCGUUGAAACGUUCCUUGUUGCGAGGGGCAACAUCAAAGAGGUCGAAAAAGAACUGGGAAUAUCAUACCCAACGGUGCGAAAAAAACUGGAUGAGGUCAUCGACACACUGGGGUAUGCACCUCACAAAAAACGGCAGGAACAACUCGAAAUCCUUGAUGCUAUUGAGCGUGGCGAGAUGUCUCCACAGGAAGGCAUCGCAGCCAUGCAAGCACUGAGCAAUUCAUUUCACAAGUCCACAUAG
Molecule: messenger RNA, 384 nt
Organism: Geodia barretti
Lineage: Eukaryota; Metazoa; Porifera; Demospongiae; Tetractinellida; Geodiidae
Source: the annotation of a GenBank genome assembly